Molecule: messenger RNA, 1356 nt
Organism: Laccaria bicolor S238N-H82
Lineage: Eukaryota; Fungi; Basidiomycota; Agaricomycetes; Agaricales; Hydnangiaceae
Exons: 4
Coding region: 1-1356 (451 amino acids)
Source: RefSeq, a predicted model, not a curated record
AUGUCCUCUAAUACUCCUCUAUCCCCUUUUCUCCCUCCUCCUCCCCCUCCUCACCGUGUGUCGUCUACAAAUCUCCGGUCCCAUUGCUCUCUUGCUACUCUCGGUCGUCGUCGUUCUACCUCGUGUCUACUGACCGUCCAAGACUUACCAGCCUCCGACUCUUCCCCAAUCCUUGAUCCCAUAUCAACCAGUGUUCCCCCCCCUUCCAUGCUUGUUCUCCUUGCUUCUCGCUUUCUUCAGUGGUUACACCUUCCAACCAAGCACUCGUCAUCCUGGUCUACCCCAUCCUCUCCUCGUUCAAGCUCAGACCACUUUGUUCUUCCAGUCUCAGCCGACGCCCAACAGGAUUCUUUUUCCAUAUCUCUACCUGAAGAAAAGUCUCAAUCCCAUACCUUUGAUGCCUUCCCAACCGUUCACGCUCCAAUAUUAAUCGUCAUCAUUCUUUUUCCACUUUCCACCCUGUUUGUUUUAUUUUGCCUAUCAACUCUUCCAAUAUCCAUGUCGUGGCCGCACACGAUCGCCGAUGUUGCUCAACUAGGCAGGGACCUGCAUGGUUACUCUCGGAGUGGUCCAGGUCCUCUCUCCCACGUCUUGGCAGUCAUGGCCAUUUCUGCAAUUUGGAAACAUGCGUGGUCUAUUCCGGGCAGUGUCUUAUGGAAUGUCCUGGGCGGAGCUCUAUUCUCCCCCGCAUUUGCGACAAUCAUGCUCACUGCGCUCACCACAAUUGGUUCAGCAUGUGCUACACUCCUGUCGACUCCCCUCGCUCCCUUCUUGAUGCACAUGUUUCCUCGAGCACUGGACAUGACCCGUAGUGCUCUGGGUGCCGAGUCGCAUCCCAGUAAUCAAACAAAACCAAAAACUGCGGCCUGGGUCCGUCUCUCCGUUCUGCGUCUCAUUGGUGUCGUACCAUGGUCUGGCAUUAAUAUUGCGUGUGGUGUUUGCGGAGUAUCUCUAAGAGAUUGCAUCUUGGGCACUUUCAUUGGCUGCCUUCCCUGGACAGCAGUUACGUGCCAGAUAGGGGACAUUCUACAAACUGUUGCUUCAACUCCGUCACCCACGCCGCAAACCAUCUCAUCGCUCCUGACAACACCUGAAAUCAUUUUCAAACUUGUCUUCCUCUCCUUUUUGUCGCUUGCCCCCAUUCUCGGUCGGGAUCAUCUCCGAGCCAUGAUAUCCCCUUCCGCAUCAUCUGACGACCCGUCGUCGGCUCGACAACCAAAAUGGAUAUGGGUGCAAGAGUGGAGAACAAAGAUUCGAUUGCCCUCUCGCUCACGUACGCCUGAACGACAACAAAAGGAAGACCAACUUCAGACGCUUGUUCAAGAAAAGAGAAGGUUAGAGGACCUUCCUUCGUGA